This is a messenger RNA of Rhinichthys klamathensis goyatoka, 1328 nucleotides long. It is a transcript of the gene micos13, whose product is annotated as mitochondrial contact site and cristae organizing system subunit 13. Gene Ontology annotation, cellular component: mitochondrial crista junction; MICOS complex. Bases 141 to 476 code for a protein of 111 amino acids. Gene Ontology annotation, biological process: cristae formation. The transcript has 4 exons. Lineage: Eukaryota; Metazoa; Chordata; Actinopteri; Cypriniformes; Leuciscidae. The record is from RefSeq and is a predicted model, not a curated record.
UUGCCUCCAGUCCAGUUCAUUCCACUGGUGCAAAUGCCCUUGUCAGUGGAAUUCGCUGUCAAGUAGAGCAACAUAAUUAGUGAAGUUGAGUUUUUGUUUCACAGUUUUGCACUUUUUAGCAUACUGUUGCUUUUAAGACCAUGGCUGCCAAGAUUUUGCCUGUAGUCAAGUUUGCCACAAAAGUGACCAUUGCAGGAGGAGCCCUAUAUGUGGCAUAUGAUUCGGGACUUCUUGGAGGUAGCGAGGAGGGAUCUGUUGCCUUGGGCCGAGCUAAAGCAGCCAUCCCACCAGCUGUGGAGGAGUGGAUGAAGUACUUUGGCUUUGAGCUUCCAGCCACGCCUAAAAUUGAGUUCUCCCCACUGAACGCAUGGAACUCAGGGGUCCAGAAGUCUAUUCACGCUCUAUCGGUUGCUCCAUCCACAGUUAGUGACUACACCAAACAAGGCCUGCAAUACGCUAAAAAACAUUUAAAAUGAGCAUUUAGACCUUCAAAGUUUCAGCAUCUGAGAAGACACACAUCAAGAAGCUUUUUCACCCUCAUAUACGCCGGACUGAAUUCCAUUAAGUUUUGAGGAACAACAUUUAGAGUUUGUAAAAUUCAAAUAUGAAUAUUACAAUGGUAAAAAUUCACUUGUUUUACGCAUGCGCUUUUCAGUUACAGAAAUAACAGAAACAUAGUUUUGAGAUGAAUCCAAAUUUAAAGAUAAUAAUACAAGAGUGUUCUAUAUGUAUAUUGUUGUUGGACUUUUAUUUAUUUGAGAAAUCCCUUCCUGGAAAUGCUCUUUUCUGGCAUUGAUUCACCAAAAUUCACCUUUAAUAUUGACACAAAUGCAGUUUUGUAUAGUUUAUAAUCCCGUGUUGCUUUGUCUAAUGUAAAAUAAAUCAUGUCAAAUAUUUUGAUGGAUGGAGUUCUUCUGUGUAAUUGUGUGUUUUUUUUUUUUAAACAUUGUUUACAAGACUAUGGGAGUUAAUCUCGGAAACGAUCUGUUGACCACAUAAAAGCACAAGUUAGUAACACUAUUCAGCUUUACCACAGAGUGAUGCUGCAUUUGUGUCAAGAUGGACCCCAACCAUUUUCUGCACGUCUUUACUCAUUUUGAAAGUUUUCUGUGGCCGCAUACGUUUUAUUACCAGAACAUGUAAGAGAACUUAUUGUGCGUGGAAAAACAAUACAGGGUUUGUGGGUUGUGUGUGCAUUAUGGCCUACAUAGUUGAGCAGAGAUCUGUUUAAACUUAAGGAAAUACAACGAAUGAUGAGAACUUUUUCAGAAGCAGUUUCCUUUUUCUUUCAACCUGCCUAAUGCACUAACAACGUUUUUGUGACCAUC